Messenger RNA from Apis cerana (Asiatic honeybee), 1098 nucleotides. RefSeq names its product transmembrane protein sting (gene Sting). Lineage: Eukaryota; Metazoa; Arthropoda; Insecta; Hymenoptera; Apidae. The record is from RefSeq and is a predicted model, not a curated record. Gene Ontology annotation, molecular function: 2',3'-cyclic GMP-AMP binding; cyclic-di-GMP binding. Gene Ontology annotation, cellular component: autophagosome; endoplasmic reticulum membrane. Gene Ontology annotation, biological process: positive regulation of type I interferon production; innate immune response; activation of innate immune response.
AUGGAUGAAAAAAUUAGAUUAUUCAUUAUAAAUUGUAUUAUUACAAAUAUUGUAAUAGGAAUAUAUUCGAAUAUAAUAAAUAACAGUACAAUUUUUCACAAUUUUAUUUUUGGUUUACUUUAUUUUGUAAUUUUACAAAUUAUUGCUAUUUUAUUAAAAUUGUAUCAAUAUAUUUGCAAUAUAAAUAUUACAAAAAAAAAUAGUUUGAAAUUUGAUGAAAAUAUUUUGAACUUUAUAUUAAACUUAAUAAUUUUUAUUAUAUUAACUGUGAUUAAACAUUAUUAUUUUGAUAAUUACAUUAAAUUAUUUGAUCCAUUAACAUUAUGGAUGUUAUUACAAAUUAUAAAUUCUAAUAAAUGGAAGAAAAAAAAUAUUCAUGAUAUUAAUUCGAUGCAAGGUUUGGAUUAUGGAACUGGAUUAGCAUACAACUAUUAUUAUGGAUAUUUAAAAGUUAUACUUCCUUCAACUGGUAAUCUUAAUAAAGGAUUAAUUGAGAAAAUAGAAAAUAUUGAAGAUAUACAUAAUAUAAAUAUAAUGGUCCAUAAAUUAUUUAUUUUGAUUCCUUCAUCAUCAUAUAUUCCACCUGAUCUUAAAGAAGCUUCAUAUCAAUGGAUGGAAAGUGCAAUGGAUUUGGAAGAUGAAGUGCGUAAUCGAGCAGGAGUAAAAAGGAGAUUGUAUCACAAUAGUAUAUAUAAAAUUUAUCCUAAUGGACAAAGAUCAAAUGUACCUCUAUACAUAGUGGUAGAAGGUGCAACACCUUUAUUAACUUUUUUUGAAGUUCAAAAACACAGUCAUUCAGAAACAAAUAUAUAUAAGAAAUAUUGUAAAGAAAUCGUACAAAAAUUUUAUAUAAAAUUACAAGAGCUAAUAGAUAAUGAUCCAGAAUGUGCAGAUCUUUGUGAAUUAAUUUAUUAUGAUGAUUAUGAUUGUAAUAAAAUUAAGAUUAAUAUUGCAAAAAUCUUAUUAGAAAGAUUAUCAAAAAUUAAAACAUAAAUAUAAAAAAUAAUACAUCUAUCAAAAUUUUAACAUAUUCCGUUAAAAACAUAAAAUAUUUUCAGUUAUUGUAAUUUGCAGAAAUAAACAACUACAUUACCAAAA